Colletotrichum truncatum is the source of this 1539-nucleotide messenger RNA. Its product is annotated as vitamin H transporter. The record is from RefSeq and is a predicted model, not a curated record. Gene Ontology annotation, cellular component: membrane. NCBI's taxonomy places the organism in Eukaryota, Fungi, Ascomycota, Sordariomycetes, Glomerellales, Glomerellaceae. Gene Ontology annotation, biological process: transmembrane transport. Gene Ontology annotation, molecular function: transmembrane transporter activity.
AUGGCGACAGCUGUUAAAGAUUCAGUCCCUAGGGAUAAGUGGUGGAAGAUCAAAUGGUUUUCUGACGAAGACACGCCAGAGGAACGCCGCCUGAUCACUAAAAUCGACAUGUUCCUUGUUCCUUACAGCGUUCUCGGUUACUGGGUCAAGUACAUCGACCAGUCAAACUUGAACAACGCUUAUGUGGCUGGCAUGAAGGAGGACCUUGGAUUUUACGGCAAUGAGCUAGUUCAACUCCAGACUUUGUUCACUCUUGGUUCUGUCCUUGGGCAAAUUCCCUUUUUAUUCAUCAUGACAUACGUUCCCAUCCAGUACUUGGUGCCCAUUUGUGAUAUUCUUUGGGGAGUGUUUACCCUUCUUCAAUAUCGUGUGCACUCCUAUGCCGAGUUGGCAGCAUACAGAUUCAUGGUCGGUUGGUUUGAAGCAGCUUUCUUCCCAGCCAUGCAUUACGUAUUCGGUUCCUGGUACAGAGGUCAUGAGAUCGCACGCCGUGGCGGUAUUUUUUAUACAGGUCUUGCCGCCGGUACUUUGACCGCAGGUUUGAUCCAGGCCGGCGCUUCGAAGUCACUGGAAGGCGUACACGGUAUGGAGGGAUGGCGCUGGAUGUAUAUAAUCUGCGCUCUCAUUACCAUUCCCGUUGGCAUCAUUGGUUUCUUCGUCAUCCCAGGAACAGUCGACCAGCCCAACAAAUGGUGCGUCAACGACAAGGAUCUUCAGAUUGCCCGCGACCGUCUCGAGAAGCAUGGUCAUGUUUUGCACGGCAAGAUGAAAUUUGGCCACAUAAAAAGAACUCUUUUCGGGUUUCGCUUCUGGCUGGUCAUCACAACCGAUAUCCUUUUCUGGAACGCCGGCAUUCACAAAAAUACUGGCUCCUAUUUGCUCUGGAUCAAGAGCCUGGGCAGAUACAGUGCCGCAAGGGUAAAUGAGCUAGGCACAAUUUCUCCUGCUUUAGGAAUUGCGUAUACGCUUAUUGCAUGUUUUGCCUCGGAUUUAUUCCUUGGCCCAGCUUGGGCGAUCACAAUCUGUUCUUUUCUCAAUGCGAUUGGCCUUAUCCUCCUGACGAUAUGGACCAUCCCUGAAGGUGGGCUGUGGUUCGGGUUCGCCACGAUGUAUUGGUCCAAUGCCCUGUCAUCCGUUUUCCAUGGCUGGGUUAAUAACUUACUACGGGAUAGCCCUGAGGAGCGGAGCUUCACCCUUGUGCUUAUCAACCUGCUGUCUCAGAGCUCGACUGCUUGGACGCCUCUGCUUACUUUUCCAACAGUCGAGUCUCCGAGAUACAGGAAAGGCUUUUCGUUCUGCCUUGGUUGUGCAGUUGGGUUAAUUAUUUUCACUUGGGUCAUGCAUUACUAUCUCAAGAGAGAUAAGAAACGUGAAACCAGAGUGGCAGGAGAAGAGGCUGGCGAACAAGAUGGAAGCGAUUCUGUCCUCUCGGUUAUAAAUGGUGACAGACAGCCCAUUCAGGCUGAAUCCAAUGAGAAGAGCUCAUCUGGAACCGCUGCAACGAACAAUGAAACCAACGGCAAGUCUAUUACGCAGUAA